CUGUCCACGCGCGCGUGUGUUUUUUAAAGUUCUGCCUGCAGUUUCAAAUUUUAAAACAAAAUUUCCAUUUAAAUUACAACCAAAAAACGACCAUGGAACUCCUCUCGGACGAAGGUCUCCGGCUGGACGGCCGGCGGUCCAACGAGCUGCGCCGCAUACAGUGCAAGCUGGGCGUGUUUAGCCAGCCGGACGGAAGUGCGUACGUCGAGCAGGGAAACACCAAGGUGCUGGCCGCGGUUUACGGCCCGCACCAGGCGCCGGCCAAAAAGAGCAACCACGAGGAGUGCGUCGUCAACUGCCAGUACAGUAUGGCCACAUUUUCCACGGGCGAGCGAAAGAAGCGCCCGCGCGGAGACCGGAAGAGCCAGGAGAUGACGAUCCAUCUGCAGCAGGCGCUGAGUGCGGCAAUCAAGACGGAUUUGUACCCGAAGAGCCAGAUCGAUGUGUACAUCGAGGUGCUGAUGGCCGAUGGUGGGAACUAUUGUGCCUCGGUGAAUGCGGCCACGCUGGCGCUGAUCGAUGCGGGGAUUUGUCUGAAGGAGUACGUUUGUGCGUGUACGGCGUCGCUGGCGGGGAAGGUUCCGCUGAUGGAUGUUUCGAACCUGGAGGAGAUGAGCGGUGGGCCGACGCUGACGGUGGCUUCGUUGCCGAACAGCGGGAAGAUUGCUUUCAUGGAGAUGUCUCAGCGUUUUCACUUGGACCAUUUGCCAAAUGUGCUGGAAACGGCACUGCAAGGUUGUCGGGAGGUUCAGAAGAUUAUCGAUCAGGCGGUGCGGGACCACGUGACACAGCUGGGUCAGGCUGGGGAUUGGGGGACGGUUGCGAAAUAAAAGAAUGCAUACACAAUCGGA
Culex pipiens pallens (northern house mosquito) is the source of this 851-nucleotide messenger RNA. It is a transcript of the gene Ski6, whose product is annotated as exosome complex component RRP41. The coding region runs from base 93 to 830 and encodes 245 amino acids. The record is from RefSeq and is a predicted model, not a curated record. NCBI's taxonomy places the organism in Eukaryota, Metazoa, Arthropoda, Insecta, Diptera, Culicidae. The transcript has a single exon. Gene Ontology annotation, cellular component: cytoplasmic exosome (RNase complex); nuclear exosome (RNase complex); nucleolus. Gene Ontology annotation, biological process: U4 snRNA 3'-end processing; poly(A)-dependent snoRNA 3'-end processing; nuclear mRNA surveillance.